AUGACUGCGGAUGGAGUUGGUGCCCUUAAUCUGCAACGCGCGCUCGACAUUGCUCGCAACACCGAAGGAGAGCUGGACCUAAGUGUACGAGACUAUCUGGAGCGAGCACUGGUAGACAUCUGGGGACGCAUCAAACAACAGCCAGAUGCCUACAUUUUAACCAAAGACGAGUUCGCUGUCUUCAACUACUACAUCCAACGCUUCGAGGCAUACCCAGAGGCCGAACCUGCCAUCAGCCGUUACUGGCAACACGCCAGGGAGCCAAGCCGAGGCUAA
Molecule: messenger RNA, 276 nt
Organism: Baudoinia panamericana UAMH 10762
Lineage: Eukaryota; Fungi; Ascomycota; Dothideomycetes; Mycosphaerellales; Teratosphaeriaceae
Exons: 1
Coding region: 1-276 (91 amino acids)
Source: RefSeq, a predicted model, not a curated record